This is a messenger RNA of Hepatospora eriocheir, 204 nucleotides long. Lineage: Eukaryota; Fungi; Microsporidia; Hepatosporidae. The record is from the annotation of a GenBank genome assembly.
AUGUUAACAAUAUCUUACAAGAUUGUUUUUAAUAUUAUAAAACACUAUAAUAUUAAUGAUAACAUAUUACGUCUAUCUCAUUAUGGUAAUAGGUGUUUUAAACACACAGUGGUAGAAAAUAUGACUAGCUUAAAGUUUUGUUUUAAAAGUAUUAAAAAAAUUCAUUUUAAAUCGUCUUUCAUUUAUAAUAUAACAUUAAAUUAA